AUCACAUAGAUCAACCACGUUAACAAUUAUGAACGAAACUUCAAACAUACGUGCAUAUUCUAGUGUUAGAUGUCCACGUACUCACCUCGUUGGUUCGAUUCAAUUCCAAGGAACUUCACCCGGAGCCGGUCACCCAAAUUGAUUGUCGAAACUGCCUGUUCUGGCCGGAUUGACUUGCUGCCUGAUCAUCGUCGGAACCAAGGGGGUCACCAAAUCGUCGUUGGUCUAACGCUGCGCUUUGCCGUAAAAGAGGGUCGCCAGCCACUGAUCCACCGUAGUCGGAACAGAGGUCGCUGGACAGGGGUUUUCCGGCGGAAUUCGUCACCCACGCCACCUGCCGCCUCCGCACAACCGCCGGAAAUCGAGAGGGAGCCACCAGGGAACCGGGUCGGGUCUGCUCACCGCCGAAUCCCUGGGCCGCUGUCGUCGCGUGUCAUCGCCGCCGGGGUUCUGGUUUGCCUUCGAUCGUCAUGCGCCUGUGUCGCAGGUGGGAAUCGCCGUCGCCGUCGUGGUGCUGCUCGGUCAGAUCGAAGAGGGAGACGGGACUGGUCGCGGCGGUUUCAAUCGAAGAAAGAAGAAGAAACCAGAGAGGAGUAUUCCGUAAUUUAAAAUAACUUGUCUAGUAUGUCUGAGUAAAGACACCCUCUUUUC
Molecule: messenger RNA, 651 nt
Organism: Cuscuta campestris
Lineage: Eukaryota; Viridiplantae; Streptophyta; Magnoliopsida; Solanales; Convolvulaceae
Source: the annotation of a GenBank genome assembly